Owenia fusiformis is the source of this 1768-nucleotide messenger RNA. The record is from the annotation of a GenBank genome assembly. NCBI's taxonomy places the organism in Eukaryota, Metazoa, Annelida, Polychaeta, Sabellida, Oweniidae.
UUUUUAUUAACUUUCAUCAAUUGAUUGACGGCAGUAUCAGCAAAAUUGUGUGAGCAUAGUGUUUAAGAAUAUAUUCCGGUGUUAGUUACCCUUAUACAUGUAUAUUACAGCUAACAAUAAGAUUAUCAUUUCCAUGAUUACAUCAAUGACUUUAGGAAACCUCAUAGCUAUGAAUGUACUUGGUAAUGUAUCCUGGUUCAUUGUUUCAUAUGUCAAUUGCUUUUAAGAAAAUUGGAACACUUUGCCUUAUUAUGAUUAAACAAGACAUAUCGUUCUUUGCUGUGAGGAAAUACACUUUAGUAAUUGACAAGUGGUCCAAAGAAGCGGUUGCAAUUGUGUUGAUCUGUAUUUUAGUAAUUGGCAAGUGGUCCAAAGAAGCGGUUGCAAUUGUGUUGAUCUGUAUUUUAGUAAUUGACAAGUGGUCCAAAGAACCUAUUGCAGUUGUGUUCAUCUCUAUUUUAGUAAUUGACAAGUGGUCCAAAGAACCUAUUGCAGUUGUGUUCAUCUGUAUUUUAGUAAUUGACAAGUGGUCCAAAGAAUCUAUUGCAGUUGUGUUCAUCUGUAUUUUAGUAAUUGACAAGUGGUCCAAAGAAUCUAUUGCAGUUGUGUUCAUCUGUAUUUUAGUAAUUGACAAGUGGUCCAAAGAAUCUAUUGAAGUUGUGUUCAUCUGUAUUUUAGUAAUUGACAAGUGGUCCAAAGAAUCUAUUGCAGUUGUGUUCAUCUGUAUUUUAGUAAUUGACAAGUGGUCCAAAGAACCUAUUGCAGUUAUGUUCAUCUGUAUUUUAGUAAUUGACAAGUGGUCCAAAGAACCUAUUGCAGUUGUGUUCAUCUGUAUUUUAGUAAUUGACAAGUGGUCCAAAGAACCUAUUGCAGUUGUGUUCAUCUGUAUUUUAGUAAUUGACAAGUGGUCCAAAGAAGCGGUAGCAAUUGUGUUCAUUUGUAUUUUAGUAAUUGACAAGUGGUCGAAAGAAGCGGUAGCAAUUGUGUUCAUCUGUAUUUUAGUAAUUGACAAGUGGUCCAAAGAACCUAUUGCAGUUGUGUUCAUCUGUAUUUUAGUAAUUGACAAGUGGUCCAAAGAACCUAUUGCAGUUGUGUUCAUCUGUAUUUUAGUAAUUGACAAGUGGUCCAAAGAAUCUAUUGCAGUUGUGUUCAUCUGUAUUUUAGUAAUUGACAAGUGGUCCAAAGAAUCUAUUGCAGUUGUGUUCAUCUGUAUUUUAGUAAUUGACAAGUGGUCCAAAGAAUCUAUUGCAGUUGUGUUCAUCUGUAUUUUAGUAAUUGACAAGUGGUCCAAAGAAUCUAUUGCAGUUGUGUUCAUCUGUAUUUUAGUAAUUGACAAGUGGUCCAAAGAACCUAUUGCAGUUAUGUUCAUCUGUAUUUUAGUAAUUGACAAGUGGUCCAAAGAACCUAUUGCAGUUGUGUUCAUCUGUAUUUUAGUAAUUGACAAGUGGUCCAAAGAACCUAUUGCAGUUGUGUUCAUCUGUAUUUUAGUAAUUGACAAGUGGUCCAAAGAAGCGGUAGCAAUUGUGUUCAUCUGUAUUUUAGUAAUUGACAAGUGGUCCAUAGAACCUAUUGCAGUUGUGUUCAUCUGUAUUUGUGAAGUACUCCACUCUUGCAUUGACAACCUCCUCCUCAUCAAUGAAGCCAUCUUGGUUGGUAUCAAUGUAGUCAAACUGCAACUGGGCAUACGUUGUGUCCAAGCCAAGCACCUUCCAGUAACCCACAAAGUCAUCAAAUGGUAUUGAACCAUUAUUUUUAGAGUCAAGAAUCU